AGGUAAAAGUAUACAUCUUCGUAAUAAAGUAGGAAAGUUUAAACGUCGAAAUUCUCUUACGUGAUGCUUCAAAUUAGCAGGAAGCUAUGGAGAUUUGGAUAUACAAGACGGCUGAACUAAAAUAAAUGGUUUUUAAGAUUGCAAGUAGGCCCGUACAUGGAAUUACAUUUACAUAUUUAAUGAGAAGAAACACGUUUAGAAAACAAGUCUACCUCGUUGAACUCUCUUUACUUGUAAAUAUAUUAAAUUUAUCUUUGAAUAAAUCGCAAAAAACAUACUUUCCAACUAUUUAACAUUUAUUUUACGGUAAUUAAUGCGUAUUUAUUGUAACUAAAGAGUGAUAUAUAUAUAUUUUUCUGUUACAGAUGAGAGCUAUUUAGAAGUAUAAAGACCUGUCCACAUUCACCUUAUGUCUCUGUGGACAGGAGACAUCCAUGUGGGGACUGGCAUUCAACUGCCUACCUACAAGGUGACAAUGGAAACUGAAUCGGUCAGAUCCGGUCACAGCGAACAAUCGUCAAGAUCUCGAAGGAGCAGAGGUCAUAGCAGUCAUGGAGGAGGCUCUCAUCAUCACAGUCACAGAAACAGGAGUACCGGAUCCGGAAAGCACUCUCUCAGGUCUAACCGAUCCGGAAACAAGGAGGAGAGUGGAGAAGAAAGAACGGAAACUGGAGAAGUUAUCGAAGUGCAAAUACUAUCGCAGGACGAUAACUGGGGUGAUAAUACUACCGCCAUUACCGGAAACACCAGCGAAAGAUCGGCUUCGGUGGAUGACAUAUCCAAAUUCGGACGCGAUUUCGAACAAGGUUUGGCAUUUCGGUGCCAAAUGUGGAUGGGGACAAUCAUAGCGGCUCUACUAUCAUUCUGUGCCUUCAUAUCACCCAUAGUUAUGGUAGUGCUACCAAGGAUAGAGAUGUUCGAUUGGAAGAUCGAUCAAUGUGGUCCCGAAUGUGAUGGUUUGCUCAUAAGUUUCUCUUUUAAACUUUUAAUACUCUUAGUCGGUUGUUGGGCAGUGUUUUUCAGGAAACCAAAAGCUACCAUGCCCAGAAUAUUUAUUUUUCGAGCUAUAAUUAUGGCUUUGGUGUUCGUUUUUACCUUCUCGUAUUGGCUCUUCUACGGAGUGCGCUUCCUCGAGAAGAGAACGAAUAGCAGCGGUACUUCUUAUCAGAGUAUCGUGUUGUUUGCCGUAUCGUUGGUGGACGCUCUGCUCUUCAUACAUUACUUAGCCGUGAUUCUUAUGGAAAUUAGACAAUUGCAACCCCAUUAUUUUGUCAAAGUGGUACGAUCGCCCGAUGGCGAGAGCCAUUGCUAUAACAUGGGACAGCUCAGCAUACAAAGAGCUGCCGUAUGGAUUUUAGAACGAUACUACCAAGAUUUUAGUAUUUAUAAUCCGUAUUUAGAAACCAUUCCCACCAAAACAAGAAAGUCUACUUCAGGCUUCAAAGUCUACGAAGUAGAUGGAAUAGGGAACAAUACAAUCAAUGGACAAACAAGAGCUGUUUUGGCAGCUAAUGCCAGAAGGAGAGACACUAGUCACAACGAAAGGUUCUAUGAAGAACACGAAUACGAAAGACGUGUUAAGAAAAGAAGAGCAAGAUUGAUUACUGCUGCUGAAGAAGCUUUCACACACAUCAAGCGGUUACAAGACGAACAAGGUGAGUAAAUUCUACUAUUUUUAUACCUCCAAAACUCCAAAAAAUUAAUCAAUAAACAAGUUUUUCACAAAAAUCUCUUCCAACAUAUUCAUUGAGUUAAUCGUAUUAAGAAGCCAGCAAAUUAAUCUUUGACCUCGCCUCUAAUUAAUUAUCCUCAGAAUAAAUAUGAAUCAAAAACAUAAGUAAAGAAAUUCAUUAUUAAUAAGGAUUAAAUCAUCUCUUUUAAAUGCAAAUCUCGUUAAUAUGAUUGCUUUAUCAGCAAAAUUUCUAUCUUUCUGCAAAAGAAAACGAGAUCAAAUAUUGUUUCAAGUGAAAAUUUCUAUCCUUUUUUUCUAACCUCCAAAAAUAUAAAGUACUCUUCGGUGCCUAUCGACAGGAAACUGCUUCACUUAAGCUUUACAAAUCUUUAUUUUAUUGCUAGUUCGACGGUUAAAGGAAAUGCUUGGCUUGGAAUUUUCCCUUUUUUACUACUCUACUUUUCAGAUAAGCUCUUUUAUAUAUAUAAACUUAUAUUUCGAUAGUUUCGUCAAAAAUUUUCGAUAACUUAAUUCUAAAAAAAAGAAAGAAAGUUUUAUUUAUUUUAAAAUAUAUUGGAAAGAGUUGAGAUUCCAGCAAUAAAAUCGAUAAAUUCUCAUCAAAUUUUGACAAUAACAUGAUCAGUAAGUGACAAAACAUGUGCAAGAAAGUUUGAAAUCUAUAAAACAUGUUUAUAUCUCGUAAAUAUAGUAUCUUUGGAUGUAAUGGUAGUUUACUACUAGCCAGAAACAUCACGUAAAAAAAUAAGAGAAGUGGACUGGCGACAGGUAAAAAAUGAUACCAUUAUACAACAGAAUGUGGAUAAAGUAGAUUUGUGGCAUAAUUUAUUAUUUUGGGAGCGGGAGAGGUUAUUUAAUUCCCAAUAACAACUUUUCGAAGAAUGUAUUCAGUCGUAAAGUCUUUAUAUUUAAUGUUUCAUCGAAAUUUAUCACUAUUGUUUGCCACAAAUGAAAAUUAACAAGGUUGUUAAUUUGCUACACUUGUUCAAUCGACGACCUCCUCAAGAGAAGAAUUCUAAUUAAGAAAUCUUCCAGAUAAACAUGUUUAAAUUCUAAACACGAUCGUACUGAUUGAUGUUACAACUUUAUACUAAAUUCUAACUU
Molecule: messenger RNA, 2794 nt
Organism: Centruroides sculpturatus (bark scorpion)
Lineage: Eukaryota; Metazoa; Arthropoda; Arachnida; Scorpiones; Buthidae
Product: vang-like protein 2-B
Exons: 1
Coding region: 410-1663 (417 amino acids)
Biological process (GO): Wnt signaling pathway, planar cell polarity pathway; multicellular organism development; establishment of planar polarity
Cellular component (GO): plasma membrane
Source: RefSeq, a predicted model, not a curated record